Thamnophis elegans (Western terrestrial garter snake) is the source of this 2554-nucleotide messenger RNA. It is a transcript of the gene ZMYND12, whose product is annotated as zinc finger MYND-type containing 12. Bases 93 to 1220 code for a protein of 375 amino acids. Gene Ontology annotation, molecular function: protein binding. The transcript is spliced from 9 exons. NCBI's taxonomy places the organism in Eukaryota, Metazoa, Chordata, Lepidosauria, Squamata, Natricidae. The record is from RefSeq and is a predicted model, not a curated record.
UAAAAGUGUUUCUUUCUCGAGCAUGAUGGCGGCCGCCGGAAGCCCCGUCUCCCCCUUAGCAACGGCGGCCCUAGCAACGGCGGCAGGAGAAGAUGGCCAUGCAGACGGAGUGGCUGGUGCCGCUGGCUCAGCCCCGGCAGAAGAAGCGGCGCUGCGAACUCUGCCUCGGCCCCGCCAACGUCCGCUGCGCCGCUUGCCUGGUCACCUACUACUGUGAUGUGGACCACCAGAACGCCGACUGGGUCAGCGUCCAUGCCAAGAUCUGCCAGCUGCUCAUCCCUCUGCGGGCGGCUCCCCCCUUCUACACCUCGGAGAAGGAGAGGAAACUCGGGGAGGAGCAGAGGCGGAACCGAGAGAUCUUCCUGGCUGACGUGACCUACGAGACGGCCCAGACGUUCCUCAUCGACGGCCAGUACGAAGACGCCAUCCCGGCCGCCCUGCAUUCCCUCAAAUUCAGCAUCAGCAUCUAUGGCUCCAGUGCGGUGGAGCUGGUCCCCCCCUACCUCAUCUUAGCCGAGACCAGCUUGGGCCUGGCUCAUCUCUCGCAAGCCGAAGAGUACCUGGCCCAAGCCCAGUGGAUCGUCCUCAAGAACACCCACUGCAGCUACCACGUUCAGUCCAAGCUGUAUCGCAACCUGGGGCUCCUGCACGCCACCAAAGGGAACCUGGAGGAGGCUCUGUACCACCUGGCCAACGACAUCUACUUUGCGUGUUGCGCUUUUGGGACGACGCGCCACGUGUCCGUCUCCGGAGGCUUCUUCCACAUGGCCAACAUCUUCUCCCACAAGAACAAGAUGGACAUCGUGGAUUCCUUGUAUUGUGAGGUGGUGGAUCUCUGGUACGAUCACUUCAGCCACUUUGUUGAAAUCCAGUACCAAAAACUCAUCACUCCCGCGGAGGUUGACCUGCUGUCGGUGGAAGACGGGGCGGAGGAGGACGUACUGGAUGAGAAGCAACGGGCUGAAGCGAUGCAGAUGCUGAAGUCCAUCUUGGCCUUCCGAGAAGCGUCUCUCAGGCAGCAGCCAGAGAAGGAGGCCAAACUGCUGCACACCUUGGCCAUGUUUCAUUUCUUGGUCCACGAUCUGAAAAAGGCAGAGGGAUUUGUGAUGAGAUGCCUGCAAACCGCUCAGUCCCUGCCCGAACGCCAGCCGGACGAGUCGCUCUACCACCUGGUCAAGCUGCUCCAAUCAAAAGAGGAGCAGGCCCCCUCCAGACUCUGAGCGUCCUUUGAGUAAAACUGGAAACAAAGCCCUCCGAAGGAGAACCGAAGCCCCCUCCUCGGGAAGAGGAGAAUAAGGGGGGACACCGGAGCCAUUUCUGGAGACGCCCCCCCCUUAAAGACAAUCAUUUGCUAUUAUCCCAGGAGCGGGACUUCCAUUUAUUUUGGCUUGAGGCCAGGAUGGCAGUUCUUCCCAGAGAGAGCAGUUGAAGGCUUGCCUGGACCCAUCUCCCAGGCCCUACCACACCACACGCCAUCCAGACUCCCUUUAAUGGGCUAUUCAGCCCCAGGGGGAAUGUCUGUUUCUUCUAAUUGUUCCUUAAAACCACCCUCUUAUUGUCCCUGUCCUUUCAAACUAACCCAGAUGAAUGUUGUGCCUCUGGCGUUUCUCAGAUGGUUUGAUGCAGCUGGCUGUGUGUGUGUGUGCGCCCGUGCGGGUGGAGGCUUUCUGGUCCUGUUGAUUAGGGGAAGCUCUUUCAGGGGUCUCUGUGCUGGGUCUCGGGGGGUCUUUUUUUCCAUCUCUGGAGGAGGGGGGGAGGCUAAGACCACCCAGUCGAGAAGUUUGAAGAAGCAGUUCUCCCCUGACCCUCAUCCUGCUGCUUAAAAAGAAAUUUAGAAAACCAGCAACCUCUAAAAGACUCAGGAGGGGAAAGUCACCACCAGGAGAUCUCUCCUUCCCCAAUGGGCCUUGCAGACAUUGGCGGUUUUCUAAAUUUCUAAAACCGCUCUUCUCUCUCUCUUCUGGGGGCUUAACUGCUCUUUUUGUGGGGUUCUUGGGGACUUCACCUCCCCCCAAACAUCCUGAAUUGGGGUGCAGCAAUCACUUCCCAGAAUCCCCGCCUGGGGCUGCUGCCCCCCCCUGGGGAAUUCUGGGAGUUGAAGUCUGCCUCUGCCAGGUGCCCAGACUCAGAUUUUACAAGGCAAGCAGGGAAUUUUUUUUACAAAUUCUCCCCCCACCCCCACCCCAACUGACACAACAUCACAGGACACACAAUUAUUGUGUUGGUUUGAUCCAUACGAACGUGUCCUCCUCUGGUUUUCCUUCUCUCCCUUCCUGUUGGAACUUCAGAAAGGAGCCCCCCCCCCCACACACACACACAGUAACACAGCAAAACACAAGAGUUGACCUUAAAAAAAAAAUAGCCUAGAAAUGUAAUUCUUUUAUUCAAGUGCGGUUGUGUGUAUGCCUUCGGUUUACAAACAGACAAAUAAAUAAAAUAUACAUAUAUUAUUAAAUAGGAGCCUUUAAUUGUCUUGCUUCGGGAUUUUCUUUCUGCAAACCUGUCGAGGACUAGCAAACACAAAACAGGAAAGGCAUUUCUUUUCCUUUUUUUA